Messenger RNA from Plasmodium inui San Antonio 1, 5073 nucleotides. RefSeq lists its product as hypothetical. The record is from RefSeq and is a predicted model, not a curated record. Bases 1 to 5073 code for a protein of 1690 amino acids. The transcript has a single exon. NCBI's taxonomy places the organism in Eukaryota, Apicomplexa, Aconoidasida, Haemosporida, Plasmodiidae.
AUGAUACUCCAAACAUGUAGAAGGCUCCGUUGUAUUUUCCUACCCCUAAAAAGUAACAAACACCUAAGUGAACAAUUUUUACGAUUUUUCUCCAAAGGGAUUGAAGAAAUCGUUCCAAACGAUUCAAACGCUUCAUACCCUUCAAACGCUUCAUACCAUUCAAACGAUUCAUACCAUUCAAACGAUUCAUACCAUUCAAACGAUUCACCAUCGAAAGUGCUACGUGAAGAAAUCCAGAUUUUAAAAAAGUCGAGAGGGCACACCUUUGACGUUGACGUCAAGGAGCUCAACCGCCUCAUUAGGAGAGAGAAACUCGCCAAAGUUGCGAGGGUCCCACGAAAAGGCAACGCCACCUACGCGGGAAGCGCAGUAAGUGCAGGAAGCACAGUAGGUACAGUAAGCGCAGUAGGUGCAGUAAGCGCAGUAGGUACAGUAAGCGCAGUAGGUACAGUAAGCGCAGUAGGUACAGUAAGCGCAGUAAGCGGUGAAAGAGACAAAGUCAGCGAAAGAGGCAAAUUCAGCGAAAGAGGAACAGUCGGCCAGAGCGGAAAAACGAAGAGCGCCUGGAGUAGUAUGGAAAACACGAAGAACGCAAGGAGGACCGAAAAAGGGGGACAAGCCAGCAUCGUAGAUUUCCCCCGGGAGGACUACCCUCACCAGCAGGAAACAAGCAAGGCAAAACUGUCAGAAGUAGGAGCAGCACACACCAGGGGUGAAGACAUAAGCGUCUUCGAUCACCAGUUAGGCAGCACCCAUGGAGACGUCCGCAAUGUGAACCUAAAUAUGGAGGAAAUGCGCAUCCUAGACGAGUACAUAGAGAACUUAAAUAUUUGGACGGAGUAUACAACGGAGGGACAUUUGCAGAAGACUGGGAAGGAAGAUGGAAGGAACCUUCUUGAAGAAGACGCUCCCAUUGGAAGGAAGGUGAAUAGCCGUAGUCCCGUUGGACUUACCCAUUUUGCAGGCUCCUCGAUUCACACCACUCCUUGUGCAGACGGCUAUGAUGAAAACCCCAUCGAUGAAAACACCUCCGUUGAGAACUUCUCCAAGGGGUACAUCUCAGAUGAAAGCACCCCCGGUAGAGCCCCCUCGGUGGAUAUGGAAUGUCUCUCUAGCUACCUCAUCUUUGGAGAUAACUCUAGUCCACCCAUGAAGCCAUGGCGUCGUGGGUUCGAUGCUCAGGAAGAUGUUGAGAGUGUUGAGAGUGUUGUGAGUGAUGAGGGGGAGAAGGAAGAGAAGGAAGACAGGGCGGAGAAGCAAGACAGGUGGGAGAAGCAAGACAAGGUGAAGAAGCAAGACAAGGUGAAGAAGCAAGACAAAGAGGAAAAUACCUUCAAGGUGCUAAAAUGCGGAAUGGUCCUCAGGAGCCGCAUUAACCGCAAUAUCGUGGAAAAAGGGAUGAACAUCCAGAACAAGGAGGGCAGAAGCAGCAACAACGACAACGACAGCGGCAGCAACAACAGCGACAACAACGACAAGCAAAAGAAGCGGAACAACCCCCUCCUCAAAACAUGGGCAAGAAGGACCAAGGCGAAGUACAGCAACGAGAAGAACGAAAAGCCCCUCCUUACCUCGAAAGGAGAGCCGGAGCCGAAGAACAAAGCACCCGAGUAUGUCGAGAAAGAGGACUCCAAACCUACCUCCCCGGAACACUCUUUGCUUGCUAUGCACAGGCAUUGGAAUGAUGUAAUAUACAAGGGUAUGUGCAAGGCGUUAGGCGAUGUCGAAGAGGAAAUGCUAGACCCAGGAAACUUAUGCAGACAUCCCGGUUAUGGACCGUACUGUGUGUUGAAGGAUGAAAUGUGCAGUGGCUAUGCAUCCCCUGGUCUGGAGAAGAAGGGGGAAACGUUCGACGAGCAUUCCGUUCUGAAGAUGAUGCUCCUUCUGGAGGAGCGCUCUCGAGAGGGGGGCUGCGCUGACCUGGUAGAAGCGCAUUCAUGGGUGGAGGAAGUGAAAGGAGAUGAAGCAGUGGAAGAGGAAGCAGUGGAAGAGGAAGCAGUAGAAGAGGAAGUAGUAAGAGAGGAACUGAUCGAAGAAGUGAUCGAAGAAGUGACCGAAAACCUGUACCCUGACGAACGGCACAACACGGGGAUGUCGAAAAAGCCAAUAAAUGUAUACACCCCCCCUGACGUGGAAGACAUCAUCAAAAUGGAUAUCGCGCACUUUAGUGUAUCUGAAGGCAUCUUCAUCUUAACUUUCUUCUUGGCAUUGAAUUCCCUGUCGCUAAGAAUGCUGAACAAGUUCGCCCCCCUGUGUAUGAAUAACUUGAGUGAGCUCAAUGAGAAUCAGAUUCUGUUGCUUCUCUACCUGUAUGGAAGGGAAAAGAACAAUUUCGACAAUUUCCUAACCAUGUUGAAGGUGUUUUAUUUGAAUAAGAGAGUAUUUGUUCAGAGUGAAUUGAAUUCUCUGCAAAAGAUAGACCAUACAUCGAUGAGGAGUGAAGUUUCAUGGAUGAGACUGCACAAGAAAGAAAUGCUUGAAAUGUGUCGCUGUAGGUAUUACAAAAUGCUGACAAGAGAUCGUCUAGAUCUGCUUUUCCUAAAGGUGUGUCUAAAACAUGGCAUUAAACUAGAUCAGGAGUUAAGACUGUUUUACCAUGAAGGGGAAGAAGUUGCGUAUCGAGGCACUUAUUAUUUGAAACUCUUCGAAUGUUUUUGCAAUCUUACUAGCAAGAAUGACGAAAAUUUGCUUAUUAUGGCCCUGAGGAAGCCACCCUUUUCCGUUAAGAAGGUUAUCCUAUACAAAGCUGAGUCUUAUUUUAGGAAGGCAUUAAGCAUGAGGUACAAACCGACUUGUCUUAGUAGCUUCUUUGAAUUGAAGACCGUUUUGAAAUGCCUCAGCCAGAUCGAUAGUGUAUUCUUUUUCAACUGUGUGAGAAAGUGCAUGGAGAAGGAGUGUCCUGAUAAGACAAUUAUAGGCACAGAGGUUAGAGAACAUUUAGGCAUCACCCCCUUCUUGCUUCCGCACAACUCCAACCCGUUGGUAGAAUCGAGAGAGUUCCCGCAGAGCUCCUCAGUACACUUUAAGGAGCAUGGCAAAAGGAAACGCAUCAAGCGAGUAGGACUUACAGCAAUUCUGGUCGAUUCGGGGAAGAAGACACCUCCUUUGCAAGAACCACUUCUACAUGACACUGUAGAUAUUUACCCCCUCGUAAUAUUUUAUAUUUUAUUGAAUCACAUGAUGAGAUUUUUUCUGCUUCCCAUUUUUCGAGCGUCGGAUUUGUUCCCAUCGUUAAAGGACGUUCUGAUCCCCAAGAGGAGGCUCUUCUUCCGCGAGGACGACGUGCUGAUGGAUUGCGCGAUUGUUAUUCAUCAGUGCUGCCAGCAGGGGGGGCAGGUCACAACAUGCGACUCGACAGGAGUGCAAACAGGAGAGCACACAGACGACUCACCAUUCAUUCCAACGUUCACGAUAACACAAGUGCCAACAGGGGUGCCGGUGGAGGAGUCGCCAGAAUAUUGCCGAUACUCGCAGGACGAAAUGAAACUGUCGUUUUCUCAAUAUUUAUGCACCAACCCAGUCCUCAGGACAAAGCAGCGUAUAGCCUUGUUCAAGGGAGACAGAAAAAGUGCCGAUACAAUUUGGCCUUGUGAUAAAAGAAUAACAGUAAAAAAAAUCCCUGUCAGCCUUUUUAUUCAUUCCAUUAUUUUCAUUAAUCACUAUGUGAAAGACCUAGUCAUUCACUUCGGAGAGUACAACGUAGUGCAUGAAGAUAUUCUCUUCACCCUGGGAUAUUCUUAUUUGAAGUACCUCGUGCUGUUGAAUUCGUUGAAGAAGAGGUGGAGUGCGUCUACUGAUGGGAAAGGUGGCAAAAGAUACAUGCGCGUGAAAGAACACCUGUUUACGCAAGUGGAGAAAAUUAUCCCCCCUUGCUUCAGCAACCUGGGAGAAGUGAACCAUGAUGCAGGAAAACAGCACGGCCGUUGGGAGAGGCCAAUAUACAGCACGAAUAAGGAUCUGUCGCAGUAUUCCAGGUACUUCGGUGCUCAAUACAGGGCGGACAGAGAGGGCAAAGAGGACAUAGCGGACAAACCGGACAAAUCGCACAAACCGCACAAACAGAACAAUGGAAGAAGAUCCCCCUCGGGGAGAAUUCGAUCCAACUUCAUCACCUGUAAAAGGACCACCUCCUUCAUUUUCAACACCAUCUUCUAUAUUAUCAUUCGAUACAUCGAGUACGAUUCGCGUAAAUGGAUCAAGGAGAAAGAGGACUCUUGGUUUCUCUCUAAGACGAAGUUUCUAAAGAUCAUGAUUUACACCCUCACGUGCUACAUAAAUAGCCUCUGUUUAGAAAAAUGGGAUUACUUCGAUUUCAUGUCAAAAAAUUCCCUCCCUCAUCUUCACAUUUUACCCAACUGGAAAAAAAUAAGCUUCGGUGUCCAAGUGAGAAACGUCAAACCCUGCCUUAUGUACCUCUCAGAGAUUAUAGAGCAUUUUUCUCAUUAUGUAUUUUAUUGCCUACCAGAGAUGCGUGUUCUGAAGAUGAAUCAAGAUGAGUUAGCAAGCCUGACAAGAUUUCUCUCCAUGUUUUUAAUUCCCCUACAUUUUGACGUUUACUUUGAUGAGAAUUUUAGCUUUUAUGGAAAUACAUCGGAGGAUGAGGAGGAACCAACCUCUCUGUACAUGGGUGCUAGGCACCACAUAGGUAGGAAGAAUUACAAUACCCGGAUGAAGAACCACCAUGGCGACGUUCUCCAAAAAGGGGAGCCGAAAAAAAAGAACAAGUUAAUCCUGUUUUAUGAAGCCAUUUUCAGUUACUACCUUGAUGAGACGCUCAUCACAGAUCCAAUGACGCUGUCUAUUGACUACUUACCGAUUAGGCUUGACACCAUGGCUCGUGUAAUAGUUGUCGUUGCAUUAUAUGACCUCCCAUCCACCGAGGUCAUUGCGGAUCUAAAUAAAAUAGUGAGUCGCCUCCUCUCCGAGUUAGACCAAAUCAGUGCCAAGCACCACCAUAUGAUCCUCAGCUCUUGCCAAAACGUCAUUGAUCACCAGAAUCUCCUGAACAAAUACAAAAUGGUUAACUUUACCAAUUUCUCCAUGCUGUACGACUACAUUGUGAAGCUUUGUUAG